AUGCAGGGGCAUGGUAUACUCAUAAGCCAUGUAUAUUUUGCAGGUCUUAUCUUCUUUGUGGUAUUUUCCUCCGUAAAAAUUUACCCAAUGAAUGGAUUUAGAUUCAAGACAGCCAUUCCUACAGCUUCAGAUUCUAAGGGGCUAAUUUCAAAUAAUGGCGUGUAUUUCUCAUCAAAUACCCACCUUUUUAAGAUUCAAUGUAGCAAAUACAAUUUAAUCAGCUCUUGUGAUGGAACUAUCAGAAGCUUCGGAAUAUGCGGCGACUACUCAAUUCUUUGCACUCAAGAUAGGGUAGUUCUGAACCAUUUCCAGACUUUUAUUGGGUCGUUAAAGCGAUCUGCAUCGGCCAUAGAUGUCUACAGUGACUUCUUUGCCAUUGGUGUUGAUAAUGUACUGGAAGUGUGGAUGAUGCCAAAAGAAUACAAAUUCACACUUUUUAGCUUACAUUCAAAGAAUAUUGGCCACUACAGGUGCAUCAGAUUCAUCAAAAUAUUAAAUAGCACACAAAUAGUCACAGCAUCAGAUGACUGUACGGUUCGUGUGUUUGAUAUUUUAAGAAAAAAAUCAAAAAUCAUAGCAUCUCUCAAUGAUAUUCCUGUUGGCUUACACACAAACAAUCAUAUCAUUGCUGUGACAUGUAAAAACGGAAGUAUUACUUUUUUGAAUACAGAGUCUAUAGAAUAUAAAAAUGUGAAAUUCGAUGCCAAUAUCGUUGCAUCUGCUUCGUUUGAAAACAUUUUAGCACUGUGUCUUGAGAAUAUGAUAAUACCAAAAGAAGACCUUAAAGAAUCGAUAUUGCCAAUAAAUGCCCAAUCUUCCAAGCAAGAAGUAUUGAAAAAAACAGUCGUCGUUAUUUUUAAAGAUUUUGAAGAGAUUUAUAGAGGAGAACUUGACGAUAAAGUAAUUGAGCUCGCAUUGGAAAGAAAUACUUUGUACGUAAGAACUCCCAGCUUUAUUGGAGGCUAUGACAUUCGCAGUGAAUCGUUUGUGUUUUUACUUGAUUUGCCCAAAAUAUUGAAUAUUACUCCACUUAAAAAUAUGAUUGCAGCAGGGUGUGCCGAUAGAAAGAUCAGGAUCUACAUGGAGACAUUAUGCAUUAAGACACUCUACGACCCAAAUUCGAAAGGCGAUAUUCUGUAUACUCAUUUGUCUACAAACAUCUGCACGGCAGUAUACACUACAGGAUAUGUUUCUUCAUUUAAUAUUAAUGAUUCGCAUUGCUUUAGAUCCUUUUUGGUUUCAAGUGAGCCGUUAAGCGCUUUAUCCUCAAGCUGCAUGAGCGAUGAUGGAUGCUUUCUUUUUAUUUCGGAGCAAGCAAAUAUAAAAGUAAUUGAUCUUAUGAGAUCUAAGCUUGUUGAAAGUAUACAUCUCAAAUCUCCAAUAAUUUCAACAGCAUUUUACAGAAAUUAUCUUUAUUGCAUUGAACUUGACAAAACAUUGUCAAAAAUUAAUGUAUUUUCGGGACACACUGAGAAUGUGAUGAUUGAGGAUAUUCCAACCAACAUGACUGUCAAAAAUCUGAGCGUUGUUGUUUCGACUGUUAAGGAUAUACUGAUCUAUGAUCUUGAUAUUAACUUUGCCACUCUUUUUCAGUCCAGCUUGAGGCACGUAAGAGAAAUGAAAUGUAUAUUAGAUCUAAGCCUGUAG
Molecule: messenger RNA, 1647 nt
Organism: Vittaforma corneae ATCC 50505
Lineage: Eukaryota; Fungi; Microsporidia; Nosematidae
Exons: 1
Coding region: 1-1647 (548 amino acids)
Molecular function (GO): protein binding
Source: RefSeq, a predicted model, not a curated record